Messenger RNA from Arabidopsis thaliana (thale cress), 2843 nucleotides. RefSeq names its product MAP kinase 4 (gene MPK4). Gene Ontology annotation, biological process: MAPK cascade; signal transduction; plant gross anatomical part developmental process. Gene Ontology annotation, cellular component: nucleus; cytoplasm; cytoskeleton. The transcript is spliced from 6 exons. Bases 303 to 1433 code for a protein of 376 amino acids. Lineage: Eukaryota; Viridiplantae; Streptophyta; Magnoliopsida; Brassicales; Brassicaceae. Gene Ontology annotation, molecular function: MAP kinase activity; protein kinase activity; protein serine kinase activity. The record is from RefSeq and is marked reviewed.
GACUAAAAACACUUACCCGUUCCUCAAUUACUUAGAGACACAAUCAUCGGAUAUACCCAACUCGAUACCAUAAACAAAAUUGAAAAUUGACAUUACAAAGAAAAAGAACAAAAACCAAAGAAGAAGACGCAAACCCGGUUUAAGGGUCACGGGUGACUCGAGAGGAGACUUCCUCUUUACCGUUCAAUAAAAAAAAAAGGGUAAAGGUAGAGACUUUAUAACGAAAUGUCAACACCCAUCUUCUCGAUUCCUCAAUUUCUCUAGGGUUCUUCGUUUUCGUUGUUGUGAGGAAUUUUGCUCCGAUGUCGGCGGAGAGUUGUUUCGGAAGCUCGGGUGAUCAAAGCAGCAGCAAAGGAGUGGCUACUCAUGGUGGUAGCUAUGUUCAGUAUAAUGUCUAUGGCAAUCUCUUCGAAGUUUCUAGAAAGUAUGUUCCUCCUCUUCGUCCUAUCGGUAGAGGCGCUUAUGGAAUUGUCUGUGCUGCUACAAACUCAGAGACUGGAGAGGAGGUAGCUAUCAAGAAGAUUGGUAAUGCUUUUGACAAUAUUAUCGAUGCUAAAAGGACUUUGAGAGAGAUUAAGCUUCUCAAGCAUAUGGAUCAUGAAAAUGUGAUUGCUGUAAAGGAUAUAAUAAAACCACCGCAGAGAGAGAACUUCAAUGAUGUUUACAUUGUUUAUGAGCUUAUGGACACUGAUCUCCACCAAAUUAUUCGCUCUAACCAACCCUUAACUGAUGAUCAUUGUCGGUUUUUUCUGUAUCAGUUGUUGCGUGGGCUCAAAUAUGUUCAUUCAGCUAAUGUAUUGCAUCGAGAUUUGAAACCUAGCAAUUUGCUCCUGAAUGCAAAUUGUGAUCUAAAGCUUGGGGAUUUCGGGCUUGCGAGGACCAAAUCCGAGACUGACUUUAUGACUGAAUAUGUUGUUACACGUUGGUAUCGAGCUCCAGAGCUGCUACUUAAUUGCUCUGAAUACACAGCAGCAAUUGAUAUUUGGUCUGUCGGUUGUAUACUCGGUGAAACAAUGACACGAGAGCCCUUGUUUCCCGGUAAAGAUUAUGUUCAUCAGCUUAGACUCAUCACUGAGCUUAUAGGAUCUCCUGAUGACUCAAGCUUGGGAUUCUUAAGAAGUGACAAUGCAAGAAGAUACGUUAGACAGCUUCCACAGUACCCUAGACAGAACUUUGCUGCUAGAUUCCCAAACAUGUCGGCUGGUGCAGUCGAUUUGCUGGAGAAAAUGCUUGUUUUUGAUCCAAGCAGACGCAUCACAGUUGAUGAGGCGUUGUGCCACCCAUAUUUGGCGCCGCUGCAUGAUAUCAACGAAGAACCGGUAUGUGUGAGGCCGUUCAAUUUUGAUUUCGAGCAACCUACUUUGACAGAAGAGAACAUUAAGGAGCUUAUAUACCGUGAAACAGUCAAGUUCAAUCCUCAAGACUCAGUGUGAGAGAAAGAGAGAGAGAUAUAUAUCCUUAAAAGGAAACUCAUCAAAAUGCUAUGUUUUGUUUUGCUCUGCUUUUGUUAUCAAAUCUCUGAUAAGUUUGAUAAUAUGUCUGUAAUUUGAAUAACAUCCUAAAAAAUUGGAAAAAAAGAAAAGAACAACCUUUGAGCUGUGUUUUGCAAUAGAGUGUAUUUAAAUUUCCUUACUUUUUAGUCGAAAGAAAAUACAGAGAAGUCUUAACUCUAAUUACAUCCACUAAUUAUCUUAAUGAUGGGGUUGAGGUCCGAAGGUGCGUAACCAUCUGUUGAAGCGGUCCAUAAGUGACAACUCUAUCUUCUUCGUCGGAACAUUGGGGACAGGUACGGCUUUGGUGAGUGGUCCGACCACGACUCGUAGCUUAAGCCCAGCGUAACAGUGACCUGGAGUCUUAGAGCUAAUGAAAUAAUGGACUCCUGGUUCUGUGAGCGUGACGAGAUCGUGGCCUGUCAUGUGCACGGCUACGGGAGAAAUCGGGUAGCAGGAUAUGAAUUCAAGGUCCCCGCUGAUCUCUAAGACGUCGUUGACUUCGUUGUCGUAUUCGAAAAGAAGACUGUCUCCGAUCGGAAACUGCGUCUUCUCACUCCAUCUGUAAUAAAAGUAACUUUCUUGCGGAACACUCCAUCCCUUGGAGCCACACCAACUCUGUAGAUAUUUCAAGGAGGAAGGAUCUUGCUCGGUGGUGUUGGAGGAAUGGGACGUGACGAGUCAUGAACGACAAGAAUGUCGAGCUUCUGUCCCGAUGCGCAUUGAGCAUGGUUUGAGCUGAUGAACUAGUGAAAACCUGGUUCCGUGAGGGUUACGAUAUCGUGUCCAGGGUUGUAGACGGCUUUAGGAGAAGAAGAGUCGCAGAACUCGUAUUCCAAAGCGCCGGAGACUUGAGUGACGUCGUUGAGGUUGUGAUUGUGUUCGAAGAUCAAAGAAUCCCCAACGUGGAACACAAGUUUCUUUUGGCAAACAAAUUAUGUCUUUUCUUUUGGCGUUUUUCUCAUAUAUAUAGGUAGUAAAAGCAAUGGAAUGCUCACGAUUCCUUGAAAAAAAAACAAGAUCUUAUUUGCAAAACAAAACUAACAAGAAACAAUAACGAUUGAGAACCAAGUCUCUAUAGUUGAUAAACUGGGCUUAUGAAAUCUUGUAGAUUGUCUUGUUAUGCCCAUAAACUGAAAAUACACGCCAAGCACAUCAUCUUCAUCUCCAGCAACACGUACGUCGACACACAUCACAAGUCAUUACGGCAUCAGUAGCUUAGUUACAUAAUAGUACUAUAUAUAUUCUCCAGCAUUUUAUUCAUACGUUAUAAAUAUUUCUUGCUGAUUAUAUAGCUAACAGUAAUUAGAGACGGAAAUGACAUCAAAGUCAACUCCCACAUAAAGCUUAUCC